Lates calcarifer (barramundi perch) is the source of this 1770-nucleotide messenger RNA. Its product is annotated as gap junction beta-4 protein. The transcript has 2 exons. Gene Ontology annotation, biological process: cell communication. The record is from RefSeq and is a predicted model, not a curated record. NCBI's taxonomy places the organism in Eukaryota, Metazoa, Chordata, Actinopteri, Centropomidae. Bases 252 to 1043 code for a protein of 263 amino acids. Gene Ontology annotation, cellular component: connexin complex.
GAGCAGGUUGAGAGAUGAGAGGACGCGACGGCAGGCGAACAACUCCACCCCUCUCCACUCCCGUCCUGUUGAGAAAUCUACAGAUUCACAUCGGUGAGCUUCAUCCAAAGCCUGCUCCUCCGCUCCGACACUGAACCGCGACAACAGCGUUCUCACUAUACCUGAAGUUAGUCUGUGCCAUUUCAGUUGAAAAGAGCUUCCCCUGUCUUCCAUCAGCAGGAAGAGAAGACAGACUGUGAACAAACCUCGUCAUGAACUGGGCAUUCCUCCAGGGCCUCCUCAGCGGAGUGAACAAGUACUCCACAGCCUUUGGCCGAGUGUGGCUCUCUAUCGUCUUCCUCUUCAGGGUCAUGGUGUUUGUGGUGGCCGCGGAGAAGGUAUGGGGAGACGAACAGAAAGACUUCAAAUGCAACACGGCUCAGCCCGGGUGCCACAACGUCUGCUAUGACCACUUCUUCCCUGUGUCCCAUGUCCGGCUGUGGGCCCUGCAGCUCAUCUUCGUCACAUGCCCCUCACUCCUGGUGGUGAUGCACGUAGCCUACAGGGAGGACAGGGAACGAAAACACCGACUCAAGUAUGGUGAAAACUGCCGCCGCCUCUACCAGAACACAGGCAAGAAGCGCGGAGGCCUGUGGUGGACUUAUGUCCUCACUUUGGUCUUCAAAAUAGCUGUGGACGCCACCUUCGUCUACCUCCUCUACCACAUCUAUGAGGGCUAUGACUUCCCGUUGCUCAUCAAGUGCAAACAGAAGCCCUGUCCCAACACAGUAGACUGCUUCAUCGCUCGCCCCACUGAGAAAAGAAUCUUCACCCUAUUCAUGGUGGUCACCAGCCUGGUCUGCAUCUUGCUCUCUAUUUUUGAAAUUCUCUACCUUGUUGGCAAACGCUGCCAUGAAUGUUUCUCCUCUGGCCAUCAGUCCCGCCACAUCACGACCAACACACUGUCCAGCGGAAGCAGCUUGAUGGAGUCAAACACACUAAAGCUGCCGCGUAAAAACACCCCUGAGACACCUGCACCAUCGUACAGUGUCGCCAUAUCUUGAGACACUGAGCAAAAAGGCAAAGACUUCAUGAAAAAACAAAGACAUGGGAAAGGAAAUGCUUCUCCUCAUUCCACUGGCACUUCCUUAAAAGACUUGACAACAGACAUUUGUCAACUCAGAGAUUGAUCUGCAACAGAGUUAGUUCCUUACUGUUUCUGUGUCCACAGUCAAAGGAAUUUUGGACUACAACACGUGUCAUUAAUCUGGAAUGUCCUCACUGUUGUGGACUCGGGUUGGAGUAUUUGCAGAGAUUUUUACAAAUGUAGAAGUUCGAUAUCCCCUGCAAAUAAAGAAAAAGGCAAGUUUGUGCGAUGCAGUAUCAGAUUUCACCUCGAGUUCAGUCGCAUGAGUCACUCCAUGGUUUGGAGAGUAUGGUUUCAUAAACACAUGUGGUUUUCUCUGUAAGAUUUUCCCUCUGCUCAUGGCCAACCUCGAAAUGUUUAGUUCAGACUGCACUGUGUCUCCUCCCUUCACCCACAUGUUCUCGUGUCUUGUUGCAAAUGCUGUACUUUAUAUAAUUUAUCAAAAGGUUUGAAAUAUUGUGCUGUCACUGUCCUCAUUUGUUGUCAUGUUUGUGCAGACAGGCAGUAGAGAGCAGCAAUGAAGGCGAACUGCUGUUUGUAAAACACAGUUGUUAAAGGAUUUGUGUAUUUUACAGUGUUGAGGUGCAGCAUGGCUGCAUAUUUGUUAAUAGAAUUUUUCAUUAAAGAUUUUCAUGUUUUGAAAA